AAGUUUCAUUUGCAGAUUGCAGCCAGCUCUCAUGGCGGCCGGGUCUCUGCCAGCGUCCAUGGCGCCGUACUUUCCGGGGUACCGGCCGUUUGACCCGGAGUCUCUGGGGUUGGGGGCCGGAUUCCGCCUCACUUCGUUCUCGGAUCUGAAGGGAUGAGGCUGUAAAGUCCCGCAGGAGACUCUGCUCAGACUCCUGACGGGACUGGAAAAUGGGGAGCCCAGCGAAAGCUCCUGUGCGGUGCAGGAGGGAGGAAACCCGAGGCUGGGAAUUGGUAUGGACUCGUGUGUAAUCCCUCUAAGACACAGAGGACUGUCCCUUGUGCAGACCACCGACUUCUUCUAUCCAUCCGUGGAGGACCCCUACAUGCAGGGUCGUAUUGCCUGUGCGAACGUGCUGAGCGACCUCUACGCCAUGGGUAUCACUGAGUGUGACAACAUGCUGAUGUUACUCAGUGUCAGUCAGAAGAUGACGGAGGAGGAACGGGAGAAGGUUACACCACUGAUGAUCCAAGGCUUUAAAGAUGCAGCUGAGGAGGGAGGCACCUCUGUCACCGGCGGCCAGACCGUGGUCAAUCCAUGGAUCAUCAUCGGAGGAGUAGCGACAGUCGUUUGUCAGUCAAACGAAUUUAUCAUGCCACAGAACGCUGUACCAGGUGACGUCCUCGUCCUGACGAAGCCUCUAGGGACGCAGGUGGCUGUGAACGCUCAUCAGUGGUUGGACAAUGCUGAUCGCUGGAACAAGAUCCGUCUGGUGGUGACCAGAGAAGAAGUCGAGCUGGCGUAUCAGGAAGCCAUGUUUAAUAUGGCUACUCUGAAUCGCACAGCUGCAGCGUUGAUGCACACAUUUAAUGCUCACGCUGCUACCGAUAUAACCGGUUUUGGAAUCUUAGGCCAUGCCCAAAACCUGGCCCAGCAGCAGCACUGUGAAGUUACCUUUGUCAUCCACAAUUUGCCCAUCAUUGCCAAGAUGGCAGCCAUCACAAAAGCCUGCGGAAGCCGUUUCAGUUUACUUCAAGGAACAUCUGCAGAGACUUCUGGUGGGCUACUUAUCUGCCUUCCGAGGGAGCAAGCCGCCCGCUUCUGUGCCGAGAUAAAAUCGCCAAAGUAUGGAGAGGGACAUCAAGCCUGGAUCAUUGGUAUCGUAGAAAAAGGAAACCGGACAGCCCGCAUUAUCGAAAAGCCACGGAUUAUAGAAGUGACCCCGCGUGGCGCCGGGACCAGCGACAGUAGCACUACAUCAACUCUAGAUGGACCUUGCUAAUCUGGAAAGUCCAACGGUGCCUCAGGUCUCUUGCUUGAACAUAGUUGUUUUUUUUGACUUUACAAAAAGGGGUAAAUGGAUAAAGCUACUUGAAUGUAUAAUUAUCUGCAUCAGAUGAUAAUAUACAAAUGAUGGAGUGAUUUAUUAUAAUUUUUUUUUAAUUUUGCUGUCACCAUGGAUAUGAGAACAUUCGUAAGGCCCUUCCAUAGUAAAUCUCCUCCACUCUAAGGUCCAGGCCUGAGCAGCUGGGUCUUGGAGUUAUGGAGGAGAAGGGGCUCUGGUUGCCGUCCAUACCCUCCUUCUGUUAAUGACGUCUCUUCCUAUAAAACCCAGUAUGGGGCCGGAGGCGACAGAGGAAUUCAGACGAGGGUGGGGCAGUUGACGCAUCCCCAGGAUAGGGCCUUUUUAGAUUAUUAUAUUUUUUUUUUCCAAUAAAAAAAAUUCUCUUCAUGAACCAAUAA
Messenger RNA from Bufo bufo (common toad), 1722 nucleotides. RefSeq names its product selenide, water dikinase 2-like. The record is from RefSeq and is a predicted model, not a curated record. The transcript is spliced from 8 exons. NCBI's taxonomy places the organism in Eukaryota, Metazoa, Chordata, Amphibia, Anura, Bufonidae. Gene Ontology annotation, cellular component: cytoplasm. Gene Ontology annotation, molecular function: ATP binding; selenide, water dikinase activity. Gene Ontology annotation, biological process: L-selenocysteine biosynthetic process. Bases 275 to 1261 code for a protein of 328 amino acids.